Messenger RNA from Eimeria maxima, 540 nucleotides. Its product is annotated as vesicle transport v-SNARE domain-containing protein, putative. Lineage: Eukaryota; Apicomplexa; Conoidasida; Eucoccidiorida; Eimeriidae. The coding region runs from base 1 to 540 and encodes 179 amino acids. The record is from RefSeq and is a predicted model, not a curated record. The transcript has 3 exons.
AUGGAGUGUCGAAACGACGGCCUCGAGGGUGUUGAGGUGGAGGAGCAGCUGCUGCAAUUCCAGCAGGCGGUAGAUGACCUGAGAGACGCCGUACGUCAGCUGGCGGCGAGUCCUUUGACGAACAGUCAGGAUCGCCAGAAGCACAUAUUUCAAAUAAACAAACUUAAGCAAGAGGCAACGGUGUGCAUGCGUUCCUUGGCGUUGGAGCUGCGAUGUUCGUCGUCGGUGUUGAGUCCUGAGGCAAUCUCACGACUGGUGCGGCGACAGCAGCUGCUGCAGCAACAGUUCAAAGAAGUGUCCGCCGAAUGCGAAGCGCAACUGCUGUCAGUCAGUAAAGACGAGCUUCUGCAACGUUAUACGGGGGCUCAUGAAGAACUACAAGAGGCGACGGACGUGUGCGCGCAACAACAACGACAACAGCUAAUCACGCUGGGCGACGAGAUCCAGGACCAAACGGAAUUUGGCGCGGACACAGCAGCAGGCGGCUCAGACGGAAGAGAUGGGGGGGGCGAUCCUGCAGAGGCUGCAACAGCAGAAUGA